Molecule: messenger RNA, 1587 nt
Organism: Lactuca saligna
Lineage: Eukaryota; Viridiplantae; Streptophyta; Magnoliopsida; Asterales; Asteraceae
Source: the annotation of a GenBank genome assembly
AUGGGUAACUUUUCUAACUCAAGCCCAAGUUUUACUGAAUCAACUCUGACUUUGGUCAAACAGGGAUUAGACCUACCUUAUAUUCACAUAAGUUUAAUCCAACCAACGACACAAUUGGCGCUAAUUCCUCUUCGCACCUCUGUUUCUCUUCUGCCGAUCGAACGUCAAUUGGCCACCUCUUACUCAACCACGAUACCCAGCUCCUCAAGGUUGGAGGCGUUGGCUUAUCCUAAUAUCGUCUUCAAAACCCUAGGGUUCAAUUUUGGAUCCUCUGUCAUCCAAAAUGAGUUAUUGAGCAUUCUUGUUGAUUCACCUGGGCACAUUGGCUCUUCUACUGAUAUUAAUGUUGUCUUAUGUAUCGGAUAUGGUGUAUUAGCUACUGUUGAUUUCAAUAAAGAUGAUAGUGUCAUGGAAAAAAAAUUCUGUCUCCAAAACUGUGGAGAAAUAUUUCAUCUUUUUGUGGCUGUUAACAAAAGUGACAAGUAUUUCUCUAAAUAUCUGGUGCAUGGAGCAUACUUCACAUUUCAAAAGGUUACUGAAGAUUCUAAUGUCACCUUAUCCAAACAUCAGGACCCCCUGGGUGAUAUUAUGGUUCCCCGAGAAAGAGUGCAGGGGAAUUGGUGUAUGCUUGCUGGAAUCAAAAUACAGGAAAAAGGUCUUGAACAGGUUACAAUUACAGCUGGUUAUGAUGAUCUUGGUGGAAGUAAUGUCAUUACUGGUAAGAACAAGAAGAGUAUGGAGAGCUCUUGGAUCCUGGAGAAUUUGAAGAAGAAAGGGAUUGAUGAAGAGAUAGAUAAAGAAAUACUUGUUAUUGCUAAAAAGGGAAAAGAUGUUAGCAAAGAUUUGAUGUUAAAGUUGUUGCCAAAUAAGUUUCUUAGGGCAAAUGGAAGUGGAAGUGAAGUUACUUAUGGUGAGCUUUAUCGGCUGGAAGAGUUCCUGUUGUGCCCCCUUAUUGUUUUAGAUGAUUCAGGUGAUGGUUUUACUAAAGGACUUGAAGCUGAAUUAGCAAGUUUACAUAGCAAGGGCUUUAAUGCAUCAGUUACUUCUGGUGGAUAUGGCUGGUACAUCACCUUAGAUCCUAAUGAGAAUGGUUGGGAAGUUGUGAAAAAAGGUGGGAAUGCACAAGUCAUUGGUGAAGUCCCACAUAAAUUCAAGAAUGUUUUUGAGGUGGUGAGGAUACCAAGCGAGGGUCCCAGUUUUCAUUACCAAUACUUCUCCUCAGGUGUGAUGAGUAAUAAGAAUGGGAAGGUUGAUAAAGUUAUCAAGAUGAUCUUAGAGGAAUUGGAGCCAGUGAUUGUAGGGCAAGCCACCAAACAAGGGUUCGAACUUGAAGAGAUGGAAGGAGAACAACAGCAACAGGAGUCACUUAAGAAGAAGUCAGAGGAGAUUUUGGUCUAUUCUCUUAAGUUAUUGAUGUUACACGUGAAGUUUGAGUUGUUUCGGGUUUACCUUUCAUUUUGGCAACCGCGCUUGAAAAGGAAUGCAAGGACGACCCAUUCUUUCCUUCACCUUGAGGACAAGGUGAAAGUUUGGGCCGUUGGUAUUGAUAAGCCCCGACAUUUCUGUUAUCUUUUUGGCCAGGGGUAG